AGAACCUUAGCCGGUCCGUGGUCUGACAGGAGGCUCCCCUUCCGCUCCGGCCCGUCCCAGCGUCCCGGGCCGGGGUCUCCCCUCCCAGUCUGUGUUGGACGGGGGCGCUGAGGCGGUGGCCGGGCCUGUCUGAGGAAGAGGGUGGGGCGUAGUCUAAGGACAACCAAUAAGAGAGAAGGAAGCCACAAUUGGCGGCCAUGAGCGCUAAUGGGAGAUCGCCUUUGCCUUGUGGAGUGCCGCCCUCUUCUCUUCUCCCGCCUCCUUCCUUUUGGAGGAAGGCGGGGCCAGAGGACUGAAGUGUGGGGAGAACUUGGGCUCUGCUCUGCUUUAUGAAAUAUGGGAGACGACAGACCGUUUGUGUGCAAUGCCCCGGGCUGUGGACAGAGAUUUACAAACGAGGACCACCUGGCAGUUCAUAAACACAAGCAUGAGAUGACCCUGAAAUUUGGCCCAGCCCGGACGGACUCAGUCAUUAUUGCAGAUCAAACACCUACUCCGACUAGAUUUCUGAAGAACUGUGAGGAGGUUGGGCUCUUCAAUGAACUAGCUAGUUCCUUUGAACAUGAAUUUAAGAAAGCUGCAGAUGAAGAUGAAAAAAAGGGUGCUGCUGGGCCUCUUGACAUGUCUCUGCCUUCUACCCCAGACAUCAAAAUCAAGGAGGAGGAGCCGGUGGAGGUGGACUCAUCGCCCCCCGACAGUCCUGCCUCCAGCCCCUGUUCUCCACCACUGAAGGAGAAGGAAGUUGCCACAAAACCUGUUGUGAUUUCUACCCCUACACCCACCAUUGUACGUCCUGGCUCCCUGCCUCUCCACUUAGGUUAUGAUCCACUUCAUCCAACUCUUCCUUCCCCAACCUCUGUCAUCACACAGGCUCCACCAUCUAACAGGCAAAUGGGAUCCCCUACUGGCUCCCUCCCUCUCGUCAUGCAUCUUGCUAAUGGACAGACCAUGCCUGUGCUGCCAGGGCCUCCAGUACAGAUGCCUUCUGUUAUUUCGCUGGCCAGACCUGUGUCCAUGGUGCCCAACAUUCCUGGUAUACCUGGCCCACCAGUUAACAGUAGUGGCUCCAUUUCUCCAUCUGGUCACCCUAUGCCAUCAGAAGCCAAGAUGAGACUAAAAGCCACUCUGACCCACCAAGUCUCUUCAGUCAAUGGAGGUUGUGGAAUGGUGGUGGGUACUGCCAGUACCAUGGUGACAGCCCGUCCAGAGCAGAACCAGAUCCUCAUCCAGCACCCUGAUACCCCAUCCCCUGCCCAGCCACAGGUCUCUCCAGCCCAGCCCACCCCUAGCACAGGGGGACGGCGGCGGCGCACAGUAGAUGAAGAUCCAGAUGAGCGACGGCAGCGAUUUUUAGAGCGAAACCGAGCUGCAGCCUCCCGAUGCCGCCAAAAGCGGAAGCUGUGGGUGUCCUCCCUGGAAAAGAAGGCAGAAGAACUUACUUCUCAGAACAUUCAGCUGAGUAAUGAAGUCACAUUACUACGAAAUGAGGUGGCUCAGUUGAAACAGCUACUGUUAGCUCAUAAAGACUGCCCUGUCACUGCACUACAGAAAAAGACUCAAGGCUACCUAGAGAGUCCCAAGGAAAGCUCGGAGCCGACGGGUUCUCCAGCCCCAGUGAUUCAGCACAGCUCUGCAACAGCCCCUAGCAACGGCCUCAGUGUUCGCUCUGCAGCUGAAGCUGUGGCCACCUCGGUCCUCACACAGAUGGCCAGCCAAAGGACAGAACUGAGCAUGCCCAUACAGUCACAUGUGAUCAUGACCCCACAGUCGCAGUCUGCGGGCAGAUGAUGCCUCCCCUGAUGGAGAGAUCCCCAGCCAGAGCUCGCCCGCCUGAGCCAAGAGAGAAAUCAACUUACCCCUCCCAUCUGCCUUGGAUGUGGCAGUAUGGGAGAGGAGGAAAUUGUGUGUUGUGAGUAUGGACAGAUGUGGGGCUUUUCUCUUUAGCCACAUGAUCAUGUACGCUUGACACCUGUGCUAGGGGCUUCUGGCCCCAAAGCCACACAGAUCAUCCCCAAGAGUGGGGUUUCUUAUGUACCUACAGCCAAAGGCCUUUGCAUAUGGUCCGAGCAGUCAUCCCUGGCCCUGAUGCAUGUGUACCUGUCUCUUAACACUAACCCUUGCACUUGUAGGUUUGGGGUUUUUCAGUGUCCUCUCCUCCCAAUUGAGCUGUGGCUGUUAUCUUCUUAUUCCUUACUAGCAUGCCACUUCCUGCCAGAUAGAGGGAGACUAGAUUUGAUGGCAUGUUACUUGCUGUCUCGACCCCAGCCACCCCAUGCACUCAGGACUUUGUCUCCCAAUAGCUGCUUAUUUAUCUCUUUCCCCUCCUCUUCCCAAUUGCAGUGAAAACAUUCACUUACUGAGAAUGUAAUACCUUUGAUGUAUGAAGUAGCAGUAUUUUCCACCUCUUCCCUGUGCUUUAUUCCUUAUUCCCAUCUGCUACCAAAAACAAACACAAACAAAAAAAAAAAAAAAGCAAAACUCUGAGAGUUUGAAUCAUUUUCAUUUCCAAAUCUAUUGGGUACCUCAUUUUGUCUCUUGACUUUCCUUAGGCUAGUGGUGGGGUCUUUCCUACCACCCCACUAUGGCUUGGGAACCUCAUCUUGUGGCCUUAUUGUUAGUGGCAAUGAAAAGGGAGAGAGCCUGGGAUCUAACUGGGCUUCCCUGUCUCCUUCCCCACCCUCCAGUUCUAAUCAUCAGGGCAGACAGGAACAGUGUCAUUUAAAACUCGUUCCGUCAGGUUACUGGAUUAACUAACUCUUUGGUGUUUUACACUAGUUUACUGGCUGCAGUCUACAUACUGUCGUCGUCUUUGGUCGUCCGUGUGCUCCCUCCUCUCCACUUUGUCCCCUCUCCACAUCAC
Peromyscus eremicus (cactus mouse) is the source of this 2860-nucleotide messenger RNA. RefSeq names its product cyclic AMP-dependent transcription factor ATF-7. Bases 337 to 1788 code for a protein of 483 amino acids. NCBI's taxonomy places the organism in Eukaryota, Metazoa, Chordata, Mammalia, Rodentia, Cricetidae. The transcript has 12 exons. Gene Ontology annotation, molecular function: DNA-binding transcription factor activity, RNA polymerase II-specific; cAMP response element binding. Gene Ontology annotation, biological process: regulation of transcription by RNA polymerase II. The record is from RefSeq and is a predicted model, not a curated record.